CGUCAAUGUUUGGUUGUCUGUCCCAGGCCCUCUGCUGCUGUGAAGCAGCACGCUCGCCUCGUGUGUGUUGUUAGGCAUCGCCAUCUGCAGCUUCAGUGCUGCUCCCCCGUUAUGAAAUUCAAUCAGAACCAGCCAUGAGUCCUGAGAUUCCGGGCUAUGCAGAGGAAGGUAUAAAGACAGGGAGGAGUUACCCUCGCUGUGGUACCGGUAUUCAAAUCACACAACAACUCUCGUUGACAGAUCCCCGAGAUCCAACACUCCGUGCCAAUGGAUUACUCGAUGUACAACUCUGAUUCGUACUCGUAUUACUGCACAAACCCUGCAGACAUGAACAUGUACGCCGGAUCUGCGCAAAUUUACUACGGAUCAUCACCCGGACAAACCAACCUGUCGAUCCCUCCAUCCCCACCCACUGUCAACUAUCCACCUCUAGCGGCGGUCCAAACAGGACUCGUUCAUCGCGUACCCUGCCUAUGGGGCGGCUCAUGCCCCAUUCUGCUCGACGACAUAUCCGCAGCGGGCAUCAUGCGCCAUCUCCGCGAAUAUCACCUUGUUGAUCCCGACCAUCCGUGGGACAAGAAGGCCCGCGGCGUCUGCCAGUGGGGCGGCGAGUGCCACAAGGAGAUGGCAUAUGCCAGCUAUGGGAAGCAUGUCGCCGCUGUCCAUUUGCGCGGCAGUGUCCAAUGUCCCUAUUGCUAUAGGGACGUAGGCAGGCUCGGGUUGUUGGAGAGACACAUCCAGAGUUAUUGUCCUCAUGCACCCCCAUCUUAGAUGUGUUUCACAUUCUAUUGUCUUGGAUACCGCUCAUGGCUGCAAGGCCGGUCACUCAUCAUGCAUUGUAAUAAUUGGCGUCUCCUUCUGAUUGUGUCCCGGGUGCAGUUUCAGCUCCUGAUAUCUUGUGGGUUUUGUUAGAUGUUGCAACGUUUCGUAUGUACCCUUCUUCCUGAACGUCAGCGGCCGGAGAACGCCUUUUACUCCGCGCCGCCUCUUGUACUACUUUAGGCAAUUAUUUUCCCGCUUUGCGGAAUGGUCUGAUUCGUGCUCACUUCAGACAUAUUGAUAUGCUGUGCAGACAUGAUGCCUCAUUGCGCACUUGACGCUUUUAUCAUCGAC
Messenger RNA from Laetiporus sulphureus 93-53, 1113 nucleotides. RefSeq lists its product as uncharacterized. The coding region runs from base 268 to 771 and encodes 167 amino acids. The record is from RefSeq and is a predicted model, not a curated record. NCBI's taxonomy places the organism in Eukaryota, Fungi, Basidiomycota, Agaricomycetes, Polyporales, Laetiporaceae. The transcript has 3 exons.